UUUGGCGGAAACUGCGGUCGCCGUGGUAACCGACAGGGCGGUAAAGGGUUAAAGAGGGGUGUCUGUGCCGCCUUGGUCUUUUUGUUCAGUCUCUAGCACGACAACGAACUUAUUGACAGCUGCUCAACGGGAUCUUGACACAAAAGAGAGCAGCCAUGGGGAAAGGAUGCAUUGCCGCCACUAAGUACUUCCUGUUCUUGUUCAACCUCCUCUUCUUCAUUUUUGGAGCUGUAAUCAUGGGCUUUGGACUGUGGGUCAUCCUGGAUAACCAGAGUUUCAUCACGGUUUUGCAUGAGUCCUCAACAACAUUGAAAGUUGGUGCCUACAUCUUGAUUGGGAUUGGAUCUCUGUCCAUGCUUAUGGGCUUCCUGGGCUGCAUUGGUGCCAUUUAUGAGGUCCGCUGCCUGCUUGGACUGUACUUCACCUGCCUCCUCCUCAUCCUCAUUGCCCAGGUGACAGCUGCUGUCCUCAUCUACUUCCAGAGAGACUUGCUGAAACAAGAGAUGUCCACUAUUGUGAACAAAGUUCUGGUGAACUACACCGGUCAUAACAAGACAUCUGAGCAUGCCUGGGACUACCUCCAGAGAACGAUGAAGUGCUGUGGUUGGACAGGACCGUCUAACUGGACGGAGAAUCUGGUGAUAAAGGGUCUAAAGAACAAUUCUCAGAUCUAUCCGUGUUCCUGCAGAAAUGAAUCCCUCGGUGGCACAGAUAUAAAAGAAACCGGCCUGUGUCAAGCUCUGUCUCCUGAUUGGCCGGUCUUCACUAUGGGCUGUAUAUCCAGCGUGGAGGACUGGCUCCUAAGGAACUGUGGAGUUAUUCUGGGAGUCUGUGUUGGAAUAGCAGUGAUCGAGCUUUUAGGGAUGAUCCUGUCCAUGUGCCUCUGCAAAAGUGUCCAACAGGAGGAUUACACCAAAGUACCCAAAUACUGAGAGCCAGCCCCCCUCCAGUGACUCACUCAGCGUUACAGCCCCUCCACAACUGGAACGAAGCACACCAGACGACAUCCCCUCACCCACACACACACAUUCUUCACUUUAUCACCCCCUUGUUUUCCGUUGAGAACUCUUUAUCCGUUUCUUUCAAACAAACUAGUGAUCUUUUUCUUGUUAGUGCUCUGUCGGGUCUAAAUACCUUUAUAUUUGGUUUCUCACGUGUGUGUGUGUGUGUGUAGACUCGCACACUGUACGCCGACUGUUGCAUUUAUGGUUUUCAUUGUUAGUCGAAUCUGAGAGCACUUUAGUGAAUAGAGAGUUUGAAAUGGGGAAAGAGCUAUUAGCUACUUUUUAAAAUAUUUUUAUAAUCUAGAGGGGAAAAUCAACUUUUUUUUUCUUUUUUUUUACCUAAUAUAUCUGUUUUUUUGUUUUUUUUGCGCUGUGUACUUUCAAUUCAGUUGUGUGUGUGUAUAUAAAUAAGUUUGACACACUUCAGUGAGGUUUAUUCUUACUGAGUAACUACAUCCUAGUUAAGGCAGCACUUAAUGAUGGUUUUUCUGCAUGUAAAGCAAAGUGUUAUUAGCUGGGGCUGGGUCAGGUGCGGCGUGGGUAAAGAUGGCUGCGGUUGAGGGCAAAUGACAAGUCUGAAGGCUAGAAUGGCGUAGUUUAGCGUUUCUUGUGGUUCACGUGCGAGCCGGCCCACAUCGCUCUGUGGAUCAGGGUGUGUAUGUGGAUUUAGGUCGGCCUCGUAUCCCACAGAUCCUUGCUGUGCUGGUGUGGGUAAAACAGCAUGAGCCACGGACCCUGUAACAUCCGUCUUCCUGUUAAUGACCCUUUUCAGCUCGACCAAAACAGGUCUGCGUCGCAUGAGAGACUUUUUAAUCUUCGUUUCUUCUUUUUAAUGUUAUUGUCUAUGAUUUUUAUUUCACGUAAAGCUGAUCAGCUUUUUGAGUUUAAUAAUGUUCUACUUCCGUCUUUUUUAAAUCUACCGUUUGUAUUGUAAUGUGAUGGACACAGAAAUUAGUCAUUUCACAUUUCAGGAUUUAUUCAUUCUUUUCAUGGUCUCUUUUUGUGUGUGUGUGUGUGUGUGUGUGUAUUUUGUCAAGAAUCUGUCUCCUAGAACUUUAUAGAUUAGAUACUGAAAACUUUUUUUUUUUUUUUUUUUUUUUUUUUUUUUUUCCCCUCAGACGUUGACCAAUAUUUGAAUAACUGUGUGUUCAAGUUAAAGUGAAGAUGAAGGGCUUUUUUUCUACAUUUCUUAUAUAAGCUUUUCUGUUUAACUGGGAAGCCAUGUUUAUGUAGUUUCUUUUAUUUUUCCAGCGACUCGAGUAGUACAAAACGUGUCUAUGUCUAUGCAAUAGUUAUAAAUUUCAAUUAAAAGAAAACUGAAACAGUA
Puntigrus tetrazona (Sumatra barb) is the source of this 2331-nucleotide messenger RNA. RefSeq names its product CD82 molecule b (gene cd82b). NCBI's taxonomy places the organism in Eukaryota, Metazoa, Chordata, Actinopteri, Cypriniformes, Cyprinidae. The transcript has 9 exons. The coding region runs from base 156 to 932 and encodes 258 amino acids. The record is from RefSeq and is a predicted model, not a curated record. Gene Ontology annotation, cellular component: membrane.